AUCUUAUUAUCAGUAGUUCAUUGUUCUUAGUUUAAUUUAUUAAACAGCUGUUGAUGUGGUUUUUAAUUCGGUUUUAAUUUUAAACUGUUUUAGGAAUGAAUUGGAAAGACAGUUUUUGGAAUGCCUAGAGUUCAACAUCAAUGUGCCAUCAAGCGUCUACGCCAAGUAUUAUUUUGACCUAAGGACGCUGGCUCUUGCCAACAACCUUCAGCUUCCACUGCAACCGCUUUAUAAAGAAAGAGCUAAGAAGUUGGAGGCAUCAAACCGUAUCUGCGAUGACAGGACCGUCGAGUUGCAAAAGAAACUGUCUCGUCGGUGGAGCAGCGCGGAGUACCUGGUUCCCGAAUGCCAUCGAAGCCCGAUGAUCAUUUCAUAG
This is a messenger RNA of Soboliphyme baturini, 376 nucleotides long. NCBI's taxonomy places the organism in Eukaryota, Metazoa, Nematoda, Enoplea, Dioctophymatida, Soboliphymatidae. The record is from the annotation of a GenBank genome assembly.